Molecule: messenger RNA, 1798 nt
Organism: Oncorhynchus mykiss (rainbow trout)
Lineage: Eukaryota; Metazoa; Chordata; Actinopteri; Salmoniformes; Salmonidae
Product: pre-mRNA-splicing factor RBM22
Cellular component (GO): Prp19 complex; U2-type catalytic step 2 spliceosome; U2-type catalytic step 1 spliceosome
Molecular function (GO): metal ion binding; pre-mRNA binding; U6 snRNA binding
Source: RefSeq, a predicted model, not a curated record
GAAGCAUGCGCCGUGCUGCAUUGUGGGAUGUGAAAUCAUUGUCGGGGCGGUGCAUGCGCGGUAGGGUUGUGUUUUACUACCACAAGUAAAAAUGGCGACGUCCCUAGGAGCUAACACAUACAACAGACAGAAUUGGGAAGACGCGGAUUUCCCAAUUCUGUGUCAGACAUGUUUGGGGGAAAAUCCAUACAUCCGCAUGAGCAAAGAGAAGUAUGGAAAAGAAUGCAAGAUCUGUGCUCGUCCCUUCACUGUGUUCCGCUGGUGUCCAGGAACAAGGAUGCGCUUCAAGAAGACAGAGGUGUGUCAGACCUGCAGCAAGAUGAAGAACGUCUGUCAGACCUGUCUGCUUGACCUGGAGUAUGGUUUGCCAAUCCAGGUCAGGGACACCGGGCUGGACAUCAAGGAUGAUGUGCCGAAGUCAGACGUGAACAAGGAGUACUACACACAGAAUGCUGAGAGAGAGAUAGGGAACUCUGAUGGGACACGGCCAGUGGGUCUGCUGGGUAAGGCCCCCAGCUCCAGUGAGAUGCUGCUGAAGCUGGCCCGCACUACGCCCUACUACAAGAGGAACAGACCCCACAUCUGCUCCUUCUGGGUGAAGGGAGAGUGCAAGAGAGGAGAAGAGUGUCCUUAUAGGCACGAGAAGCCCACAGACCCAGAUGAUCCCCUGGCAGACCAGAACAUUAAGGACCGUUACUAUGGUAUUAAUGACCCAGUGGCUGACAAGCUGCUGAAACGGGCCUCCACCAUGCCCAGACUGGACACGCCUGAGGACAAGACCAUCACCACACUCUAUGUAGGGGGGAUGGGAGAUACCAUCUCAGAUGCAGAGCUGAGGAAUCACUUCUAUCAGUUUGGGGAGAUCCGGACCACCACCAUUGUCCAGAGGCAGCAGUGUGCCUUCAUCCAGUUUGCCACACGGCAGGCAGCUGAGCUUGCUGCAGAGAAGUCCUUCAACAAGCUCAUCAUCAACGGACGCAGGCUCACCGUCAAGUGGGGCAGGUCUCAGGCAGCCAGAGGAAAGGAGGCCUACCAGGAUGGGGUCAGUGAGAUGGGAACCAGAUUAGACCCUGUGCCAGGACUGCCUGGAGCUCUCCCCCCACCCCCUGCUCUGGAAGAAGACGUUCCCACUAACUACUUCAAUCUGGACCCUGGAACAUCUCCUAAUGUCAUGAACAUCUCUCUGCCCCCGCCGCCCGGCAUCAACCCACCACCUCCAGGUUUUGGUGCGCCUAUGUUCCACAUGGGUUCAAUGGGUCCCCCUCCUCCCAUGGGCAUGAGACCCCCAGGACACAUCCACUACCCUUCCCAGGACCCCCAGCGCAUGGGUGCCCACGCUGCCCGCCAUGGCGACUAGUUACCAUGGUGAUACUUUGCUAUGCCAAACAUCUCUGGUUGAGAUAAUUGCCCUGGGCAGACGUUUCUCUUAGGCACAGGUCUAGGAUCAGCUUACCCUCCCCCAGUCCUCACCAUCGUAAUUACGGGGUGAAAUGCAUAACGGGCCUUAGAUCAGCAUCCAGUGGCAAUGUCAUCUAACUUUGAGGUUCACCCGGGUGUUAGAGAAUGUCAUGGAUCAGUGUAUUUAGACUUACAACAUCAGAAUGGAGAAAUUGUUGAAAUGUACAAGGCAUCCUGCAGAGCAGCCCCUUGAAAUGACAAUUUUUAGACCUGUUGAUUUUCAUUCAUAUUAUGGAUUUGAUUUUUGAUACAAUGUUCAUUUUCCACAAAAAUGAUUCAGUUUAUUAUUGUGAUGUUUUGUUGUCCACCUCUGCCAUUAAAACAAGUUCUCUAUCAUUUA